Messenger RNA from Antrostomus carolinensis (chuck-will's-widow), 671 nucleotides. It is a transcript of the gene TAF1B, whose product is annotated as TATA-box binding protein associated factor, RNA polymerase I subunit B. The transcript has 6 exons. NCBI's taxonomy places the organism in Eukaryota, Metazoa, Chordata, Aves, Caprimulgiformes, Caprimulgidae. The record is from RefSeq and is a predicted model, not a curated record. Gene Ontology annotation, cellular component: RNA polymerase I core factor complex; RNA polymerase transcription factor SL1 complex. Gene Ontology annotation, biological process: RNA polymerase I preinitiation complex assembly; nucleolar large rRNA transcription by RNA polymerase I. Gene Ontology annotation, molecular function: RNA polymerase I core promoter sequence-specific DNA binding. The annotation marks the transcript as partial.
AGAGAUUUUAAUGAACGCUGUGCCCAGUGUUCAGAAGUGAACUGGGGUCUCACUGAUGGAGGCAGAUUUUAUUGCAGAUCUUGCCACAAUGUUACUGAGAGAACUAGAGAAGUUGUAAACACUGAUUUUAUUUCUAAUACAAGAGUCCAGACAAUCUCCAAACAUUUACAAAAGCAAGAAAAAACUGACAGAGACUGUGAAUGGUAUGUUUGUGAAGGCUUUCAGUUUAUACUCAAGAAACAAGCUGAAGCUUUAGAAGCGUUAGGAGUAUGUCCACAAAUGAAGGAUGAAAUUCUGUGCAAUUUUUGGAGGCAUUACCUUCAGAAGAGCAAACAAGCAUAUUGCAACAGACCAGCUGGGGAAGCUGUCAGAGCAUUAUCAGUAUGUGAUAGCAGUACUGAUGUGGACAGUGAACCAGAGAGACGUAGCCUUCUUCAAUUCUUGUCUCUCUCUGAAAGUGAGGGGGAUCUACAGACUGAUUGCAGCUUUGCCUCAUCAACUAGCAAGGUCUCAGGAGGCACCUCUGUGCACUCUGGAUCGGUAGAUGGUAGCUUGUAUUUAAUGAAGAACCAAAAGGAGAAACUGAGGAUGACAAUGCCAAUGACCCUUUCGUUUUGUUACAUGGCAUUACUCUGGAUGAGAGAACCAAUGACAUUAUCUGAUCUCUUAAG